AUGCCAAUUAAAAAAAUUAAAAAACGUCAAGCAUUUGUAAAGAAAGUUUCCAGAGAGGGCAAGGUCAAUGUUGUUGCAGUUGGGGCCUGUUUGGUAGUCUUGUUGUUCGCGACGUCAUUUAUGAUCUUUACAAAAGUUCGAAGGCUCUACCGACAAAGGCAAGUGAAAUCGAUGAACUUUGAUAAUCCGGUCUACAAAAAAUCGACCGACGACGACGAAUACGACGACGGGAAUGUUGCUGCAAGCGCCGUCGCCCCCGCCGCCACCAGCAAUACCAACAACACGACGACAAACAAUGACAAAAACGAUGAUAGCAACAAUGAUAACAAUAAUGGAAGUAAUAACAAUAAUGUUGAUGACGUCAAUCCCGUUGUCGUUGUCCUAUCUUAUGACGGAUCACAUGUCACUUCGAAUGCCGAAUCUCUGACACUGAUUCAAAAAGAAAAUAUGUGAGGAUAAAGAAGAAGAGAGGAGAAAGAUGAUAUGAUGACUGAAGAUAAUGAUAAGGAUGAUGAUUGGAUGUUUACGAUGACCACAAUGUUGAUGAUGAUGUCAAUGACGACGAUUAUGGGGAUGACGAAAAUGAUUGAAGCAAUUGGUAUUAUAAUGAUAAGACAACUGAUGAUGAUGAUGUUAAAACUGAUGGUGAUGUUAUAAUGACUGAGUUAUGUAUGAUAUUAUCAUUAUUUUGGCUGAGGCAUUUCAUCCGAUAGUUUGUUAAUGGAGAAAGUUUUAAUUUAUACUGGAUGCCAUGCUAUAGGCGAGAUGAAAGUUUAUUAAUUUUAUUGCAAAAAAAGCUCCAUUUUAAUAAUUUUAUGAUCUACUUGUAUAAUUGUUUUACUGUUAUUAUCUGUCGUCUUCUUUGUAUAUAACAAUAUGUAACUUAUCAUAUUUUUACACUCCUCAUAAUACACCAUCAUAUCGCUUCAAUGCUCAUCUUAUUCUAUCAACUAUAUCACUCAACAUACGCUUACU
Helobdella robusta is the source of this 975-nucleotide messenger RNA. RefSeq lists its product as hypothetical. Bases 1 to 453 code for a protein of 150 amino acids. The transcript has 4 exons. NCBI's taxonomy places the organism in Eukaryota, Metazoa, Annelida, Clitellata, Rhynchobdellida, Glossiphoniidae. The record is from RefSeq and is a predicted model, not a curated record.